CCGUGAUCAUGAUGCAUGCAACUGCGUCGAAAUAUCGGGAGCUCGACAAAAAUCAAAAAGACUAUAGACGCUAACAUGAGGCAACUGUCGGUGUGGCUGCUCCUGACAGUUUUUAUUGUGGUGUUAACUUACGUACCUGACAAUGAAGUAACAGCAGCACCAAGCGAUCACGACCACCAUCAUCGUCAUCGCCGUCAUCGGCCCAAACACGAUGAUGAUGAUGACGAUGAUGACGAUGACGAAGACGAAAAGCCUAAAAAACACAAGCCUAAGAAACAUAAGAAAAAAGGUGAUAAAGAUAAAGAUGAUGAUGACGAUGAUGAUAAAGAUGAUCAGGAUAAGGACAAGAAUAAAGAUAAGGAUAAGGACAAGGAUAAAGAUAAGAAGAAUAAGAAAGAUAAAAAGAAAGGUAAGGAUGAUGAUGGCGACGAAGAUAAAAAGCCAAAAAAACACAAACCUAACAAACAUAAGAAAAAAGGUGAUAAAGAUAAAGAUGAUCCGGAUAAGGACAAGAAUAAAGAUAAGGAUAAGGACAAGGAUAAAGAUAAGAAAAAUAAAAAGAAAGGAAAGGAUGAUGAUGACGACGAAGAUGAAAAGCCAAAAAAACAUAAGCCUAACAAACAUAAGAAAAAAGGUGAUAAAGAUAAAGACGAUGAUAAAGAUGAUAACAAAGAUGAUGAUAAAGAUGAUAAGAAGGAUAAAGAUAAGAAAAAGAAGAAAGGUGAGGAUAAAGAAAAGGAAAAAAGCGACAAGUUGAUGCAAGAUGGAAAAGAAAUCAUCAAAGAUAUUGAUAUUUUGGAGCAGAUAUUUUCGCGGUAAACGACGAUUGCGAAGCCCAAACAUCGAAUUACUGUAAAAUAUACCAUUUUGAUAAAAGUUUUUUUUAACACGAAUAUCUUAAAAAAAUAUUUUUAUUUCUUCCCCUAGUACCUUAUCCGGUUGCACGUUGGGUAUGUCAGGCCCCGUAGCCGAAUGGCAUUUCUGCGACGCUAAACGCCGCAGAAAUAUGCAAUCUAUCUCUAUCGCUCUUGCGUAUUGGCGCGACAGAGCCAGACUGCCAGAGAUACCAUUCGGCUACGGGGGCAGGUAUGAUGAUUGGUUAUAGGGGAGUGGGGGAGUGAAGGGGAAAUUUAUGGUGGUAAGUUCCUUCUCCUUGGGAUAUCCUAAAAUCCUGAUUACUUUCAUUUGAUAUGAAAUUAUAUGAAAUGAAAAUGAAAUGAAAAAACAAUAUUUCAGACGUAAUUCCAUAGAGUUGUUAGUAAACUUAAAAACUAUCCCUACUCUAUAUUAGUCACAAUAAUACCAAAAAUA
This is a messenger RNA of Leguminivora glycinivorella, 1311 nucleotides long. RefSeq lists its product as uncharacterized. NCBI's taxonomy places the organism in Eukaryota, Metazoa, Arthropoda, Insecta, Lepidoptera, Tortricidae. The record is from RefSeq and is a predicted model, not a curated record. The coding region runs from base 16 to 819 and encodes 267 amino acids. The transcript has 6 exons.